AUAUAUAUAUCCAAUAAUAUAUUUUUUUCCCCUUUUUUCUCAAUGUUUAAAGUUAGUAUAUGUGUCUCUCUCUAGAGCAAGAGUGUGUGUUUUUUAGCUGAGUUCCACCGUGACUGUCAGUUUCUUCCCUUUCUCCUUCUUCUCUUCUUAUCCCCUCAUUUUCUCUCUCCUCCAUCUCUAUCUCCUAUUUUUUUCUUGGAGAAAAAAAACAUUUUUCCAACUGGGUUUUCAAUUUUAUCACCUAGGUUGUCAUUAAUUUCAUCUGGGUGUUUCGAUUUUCUUGUAUUUCAAUCAAAAUCGUGUGUUCUUCUCGUAUUAAAACCCUUUUGUUUGUUGUCGAUUUAGGUGCAGUUUUGAUGGAUGAUAUUCAAGGAAUGAUCAUUGAUGGUGUGUUAGUACAACAACAAUUGUUAUUGAUGAUGAAGAGUGUUAUUUGAAGUGUAGAAGAAGCAAAGGUCACUAUUGUUAUAAUAAUAAAGGAAAAAAAAAAGUAAUAUUAUUAUUAGUAGUAGUAGUAUAGUAGUUAGUAUAAUUAUAUUAUUUCAAAAGAGGCUGAGGUAGUAUUAGGGAAGAAUUCUUAAUUAGUUUUUAUAAUUGAUUAAAGUUUAGUUAGCUAUGAAUAAUAAUAAUAGUAGUAACAAAUCCCAAUUAAGCUCCAUUAGUAGCGCGAGCGAUCUCAUAGAUGCUAAGCUUGAGGAACAUCAGCUUUGUGGAUCGAAACAGUGCCCUGGUUGCGGUCAUAGACUCGAAGGAUCAAAACCGUUUCUUGAAAAUUAUUGGGGACAGGAUUGGGUAGGUCUACCAGCUGGUGUUAAAUUUGACCCAACAGACCAAGAGUUGAUAGAACAUCUUGAAGCAAAAGUGGAAGGAAAAUCAUCCAAAUCUCAUCCUUUAAUUGAUGAGUUUAUCCCUACUAUUGAAGGUGAAGAUGGUAUUUGUUACACUCAUCCUGAAAAACUCCCAGGAGUGACUAGAGAUGGAUUGAGUAGACAUUUCUUCCAUAGACCGUCGAAGGCCUACACCACCGGAACACGAAAACGAAGGAAAAUCCAAACUGAAUGCGACCUCCAAGGGGGCGAAACACGGUGGCAUAAAACUGGGAAAACAAGGCCAGUAAUGGUGAAUGGGAAGCAAAAGGGGUGUAAGAAGAUUCUAGUCCUAUACACAAACUUUGGCAAAAAUCGAAAACCCGAGAAAACAAAUUGGGUGAUGCAUCAAUAUCACUUGGGACAACAUGAAGAGGAAAAAGAAGGGGAGCUAGUAGUGUCCAAGAUAUUCUACCAAACACAACCUAGGCAAUGUAACUGGACAAUGGAACGUAGCGCGACAACCGGAGAUGGAAGUGAGCCUAGUGGAAGACGAGAGAGUGGAAGUGGGAGUGGAAGUACUUCUUCGUCUAAAGAAGUGAUUACACAUCAUGGUAGGGAUGAUCAAAUAUCUAUUUCUGCUGGUGUUAAUGUUGUUGGUGGUGCUGCCGCCGGGCUUUCGAGUUUUACUGCCUUGGAUAUGCAGCAAUUGAGAACUACUGCUGAACAAUUCAGCUUUAAUACAUUUGCUAAUAAUAGUAGAAAAGGCUUUGAUGAGGCGGGAAUGGGAGAUGCUUCAACAACAGUAAGGGAAAGUGCCGCCAUGUCGGCUGCAUGCGACGACCACGAGCCAAGGCCACAACAUCAUCAGCUUCAUCACCAUCCUCAUGCUAUGAAUGCUCCCCAAGAUCAUCACCAUCAUCAUACACACCAAUCCAUAGCAACCUCGGCUGCCUUUCACAUGAGUAGACCAUCACAUCCCAUUUCCCAAAUCAUCUCCCCUCCUCCCCUCCAUCAUGCUUCCAUUAUUCUUGAUGAUGACUCCUUCCACCAUGUAUCGCGAAUCAUGCUUCAAAAUGAAACUUUUCAUCAUCAGCAACAACAACAUCAGCAGCAGCAACAACAACAGCAGACAACACAACAACAACAACAACAUCAUAAACUUGGAGGAAGGUCUGCUGCUGGUUUAGAAGAAAUCAUCAUGGGCUGCACUUCUUCUGUUUCUGAUGGUGGUGAUAUCAAGGAAGAGUCUUCUAUGACAAAUCCACCAGCUGAAACAGAUUGGAUGAAGUACUCUUUCUGGCAUGAUGCUGACCAUUCAGAUCCUCAUCAUCAUCAUGGGUAAAACCCGAAAAAAAAUUUGAAAACAAAAAAAAAACCAAAAAAUGCAUACAAUUUAUUAUUUUUUUUGACAGGGAAAAAAAAAAACAAUUUUAUCAUCAUCAUAGUAUAUCCAAAGGCUUCGUCUAUUUUUUCUUUUAAACAGAAGCCAGAAACAUUUGAUCAGACGGUUUGACAGAAGACCUGCUCGAUCUAUAUACAAAGCAUAUACUUGUAUAUGUAUACAUAUGGCCUUGGUAAUACUUGUUUACUUUCUUUUUCAUGGGUGGAAUUCUGUGAUAGAUCAACAACAACUGAACUAACUGAUCCAACAACUGUCCCAUGUUGUAUAGAAUGAAAAAGAAGAAAGAAAAAAGGCUUCUUCUCUCAUACAAAGAAAAAGAAAGAAAGAAAGGCUGCUGGACGACUACUGACAAUUUAGAAGACCAAAAAGCACAUCAAAAUCAUCAACAAUAUGAUUACAAAAUCAUCUUUCUAAGAACUAUAAUUUUUUUAUUUUUUAUUUUAAUUUUGUGGUUUGUUGUAGCUAGGAGAGUAUAAUGUAUAAGUUUUUAUUUUAUUUUAUAUAGAAUUUAUUUCUCUUUUUCUAAAAGGAAAAAAAAAAAACAUGAAAAAUUCGCCAUUAAGAAUUUGUGCAAUUUGUCAUAGGAGCAAUUGUAUUUUUAUUUGUGCUAAUGUAUAGGUUUUCUCAUUUUAAAUUUUAGAAGGAUGUAAAUUAAGUUUCCAAUACAGAAAAGAAAUGUGUUUCAACAAUUAUCACAA
This is a messenger RNA of Chenopodium quinoa (quinoa), 2909 nucleotides long. RefSeq lists its product as uncharacterized. Gene Ontology annotation, cellular component: nucleus. Gene Ontology annotation, biological process: regulation of DNA-templated transcription. The record is from RefSeq and is a predicted model, not a curated record. The transcript has 6 exons. Gene Ontology annotation, molecular function: DNA-binding transcription factor activity; transcription cis-regulatory region binding. The coding region runs from base 616 to 2151 and encodes 511 amino acids. Lineage: Eukaryota; Viridiplantae; Streptophyta; Magnoliopsida; Caryophyllales; Amaranthaceae.